AUGGAGCCUGCCACAGGCAAGCCCGGCUCCCUGAGGAGCAUUCUGGUCCGGUUGCUCUUGUUCGGUGUUCUCAUCAUUGUCGUUCGAUUCGCCUACGUUGUUACGAUUACCGGCGAGUCGUGUAAGGUCGUCGACUUUUGCUUCUUCUCCUUGCCGGAGACUUUCAAUUUCAUUAUCUCCGGUGCCGGCCCUGGAUCCUCUGCUAUUGCUGCUAACGGCGCCUUACAGACGACCAACGGGUCGGAUCUCUACACCAGCAAGGGUUGGAUAAAGGCCGUCAAUUUCUACUCCUCGGUCUUCCAGGAUCUGAUAUCUGAAGGCUACCUAUCGGAGGACUCGAAGUCCCUGUGCGUACAGACCCCUACCGGACAGGACGUCUACGCUCUGAAACAGGUUGGGGUUGAGGACUCGAUUGGAAUUUUCAAGAAAGCGUCACGGCCUUUGGUAAUUAAGGCCCUUCCUAACCGAGUCCCAUUCGACGACAAUACCUUCGACUUCGUGUUCUCCGGUGGGGGUCGUCUCGACCAGGUGUCUCGGCCGUUGGAGUUGGCGUCGGAGAUCGAACGGGCGCUGAAACCCGAAGGGUUUGCGGUGGUCCACAUUGAAGCCAAAGAUUCGUAUAGUUUCAAUUCUUUCCUUGAGUUAUUCAACUCUUGCAAGUUAAUCAAAUCCCACGAUAUAGAUGGCCUUGAUUCGUUGAUGCCUUAUAUACGCGAAAUUGUCCUGAAAAAGGAGAUUGAAAUACUCGGCCUUCGAGGGGAUGAGAAACCCAAACCCAAUGAAGAUUCGGAGACCAAGUGCUGGGUUCCGGAGCAUAAGCAAGAACUGGUACAGAACGCGGAGCCGUUGAUCAUGGAAGAGCCGUUGAAGCCGUGGAUCACGUUGAAGAGGAACAUAAGGAAUAUAAAAUAUCUAACUUCAAUGGCUGAUAUUAGCUUUAAGAAUAGGUAUGUGUAUGUGGAUGUUGGGGCUAGAAGUUAUGGGUCUAGCAUUGGAAGUUGGUUCAAGAAGCAAUACCCAAAACAGAAUAAGAUCUUUGAAGUGUAUGCCGUCGAAGCUGAUAAGGCAUUUCACGAAGAAUAUAGCUUGAAGAAAGCGGUUAGGCUGUUGCCUUACGCUGCGUGGGUGAGGAAUGAGACAUUGUUGUUUGAGAUUAAUCGAGACCUGGGCAAGAAUGGCAAUCAUAAUAGUAGAGGAAUGGGGAGGAUUCAACCCUCUGGUGGUGGUGGUAAUAAUGGUGGGGAUGUGAAUAUGAUUCAGGGGUUUGAUUUCGCGAAUUGGUUGAAGAACACGGUGACAUAA
Juglans microcarpa x Juglans regia is the source of this 1302-nucleotide messenger RNA. RefSeq lists its product as uncharacterized. The record is from RefSeq and is a predicted model, not a curated record. Lineage: Eukaryota; Viridiplantae; Streptophyta; Magnoliopsida; Fagales; Juglandaceae. Gene Ontology annotation, molecular function: S-adenosylmethionine-dependent methyltransferase activity. The transcript has a single exon. The coding region runs from base 1 to 1302 and encodes 433 amino acids.